CAAAACUCGUCCACCAAUUUGGCGGGUGGAAAGCUAGUGAAUUUUUGAAGAGUUGUCUGUCGAAGCUGAAUAAAGAUCACGUGAUGAUAUAUAUUAGGCUAUCAUUGCCUCUAUGCCACCAACUUCUGCACAUGUUUAAAACAAAGUAGGUGGAUUUAUCCACAGUUCCACACACAGAAAAAAGUAGGUGGUGUUUUCAUGAGUGUUCUUCUUGUCUAUAAACACUCCUCCCGUACAUCAGAACCCUAAGAGCGAAAACCAAACCCAUUUUGAGAAGGCAAAACAGAAUGAAUGGCAACUCUUCCACCGCCGGGAAACCAAUUCGUUGCAAAGCUGCAAUCUGCCGGAAAGCAGGCGAUCGCCUUGUAAUAGAGGAGGUAAUAGUUGCUCCCCCAAGCCGUCAUGAACUUCGUAUCAAAAUCAUAUGCACUGCACUCUGCCAAAGCGACGUCAUUUUCUCGAAACUCGUGGAUCCUCCCGCCAUCUACCCCAGAAUCCUUGGCCAUGAAGCGAUUGGGGUGGUGGAGAGCGUCGGCGAGGACGUGACCGGAGUCAAGCCAGGGGACACGGUGAUCCCGACGUUCAUGUCGGACUGCGGUGACUGCGCCGACUGCCACUCCGAGAAGAGCAACCUCUGCUCCACGCUGCCGUUCAACAUCACGCCGUACAUGCCCAGAGAGGACAAAACGAGGUUCACGGACCUAAACGGCAACCCGCUGUACCACUUGUUCUACAUCUCCAGCUUCUCCGAGUACACCGUCGUCGACAAAAACUACUUCGUCAAGAUCGACCCUUCUUUCCCUCCCGACCGCGCCUGCCUCCUCAGCUGCGGCGUCGCCACCGGUGUGGGUGCGGCGUGGAGAACGGCUGAGGUGGAGCCGGGGACCACUGUGGCAGUGUUUGGGCUGGGCACCAUUGGUUUAGCGGCUGCAGAAGGAGCAAGGUUGUGUGGUGCCAAGAGAAUCAUAGGAGUGGAUGUGAACCCAGACAAGUUCGAAAUGGGUAAGAAGUUCGGGUUAACGGACUUCGUGAACCCAAAGACCUGCGGCGACAAAUCGGUGAGCGAGGUGAUCUUGGAGAUGACAAAUGGAGGAGCGGAUUACUGCUUCGAAUGCGUGGGGAUGGCAUCGUUGGUCGAGGAAGCAUUUGCCUGCUGCCGCCAUGGUUGGGGAAAGACGGUUGUUUUGGGAGUGGACAAGCCAGGGACGCCGCUGAAAUUUAGCUCGACCGAUGUGCUCAGAGGCCAUAAGAUCCUGACCGGUGCUUUGUAUGGCGGUCUCAAGGCGAAACGAGAUGUUCCCAUCCUCUGUAAACGUUAUCUCGAUAAGGUACAGUAUUUGACAUUUCCGUUUGGUUUGUAAAAAUUGAUGAAUUGGAUAUAAAGAACGGUUGCUGAAUCGUUUAUUGUGAGAGAGGUUUAAGUUUGCCGGUGAAAAUGAUAACUGAGGUGGCGAAUUUUUUUUUAUUUGCCUAAUUCACGAAAGAUAAUUUUUGUGAAUGUGACAUGUGACUAGCAUUGGCAUGAUUCUUGGUGGUUAACUUUAUAUGUUACCUCUACUUCAAUUCAUGAAUGACUAUGGUUGAACACAAUUCUAGCCAUAAUGAUAAUGAUAUGCAUUGUCAGCAUUGAUUGGUAUGCUUGUUAUACUUUGAAUAUUAAUAAAUAAAUAAAUAUAUGUGUGUGUGAAAGUUAAUAAUUCGUUUGUACUUUGGAAUGACCUAAAAAUUGACUGAUCGGUGUUUUAUUGUCCCCACUAAAGUUUUAAUGUUAAAUUUGGUUCACUUUUGUGGUGGUGCAGGAGUUGCAACUGGACGAGUUUGUGACUCAUUCAGUGAAGUUUGAAGAGAUCAACAAAGCAUUUGAUCUGUUGGAAGAGGGAAAAUCGCUCAGAUGUGUGAUUUGGAUGGAUAAAUGAUCUUUGUCAUUGCGAAAUUAUCUUUAUAUAUUUCUAUUUUCCUACUCUAUCUCAAUGGUUGCGUACGUUAUGUUUGUUUAUUUGCUUUAAUUCGGUCGGUGUAAUAAAAAACAAUUGGUCAGAAAC
Molecule: messenger RNA, 2042 nt
Organism: Linum tenue
Lineage: Eukaryota; Viridiplantae; Streptophyta; Magnoliopsida; Malpighiales; Linaceae
Source: the annotation of a GenBank genome assembly